Penicillium oxalicum is the source of this 1176-nucleotide messenger RNA. RefSeq names its product phosphotransferase family protein. NCBI's taxonomy places the organism in Eukaryota, Fungi, Ascomycota, Eurotiomycetes, Eurotiales, Aspergillaceae. Bases 1 to 1176 code for a protein of 391 amino acids. The transcript is spliced from 2 exons. The record is from RefSeq and is a predicted model, not a curated record.
AUGGAUUGUAUUAAUUGGACGACCCACAGAGGUGUGGAGAGUCCCUUUCCUCAAAUCGAUUGGGACGCGCUGAAAGACUACGCAAUCAACAUUAGAUACACACAAGAUGAGCACCCUAAAGAGCGACAACCCUUGAAAUGCGACAUUCCUCCAGUCUAUAGUAUGGGUGGAGUGCACUUGGUGCGACUCUUGGCCUUUGAUGAUGAAACGAAAUGGGUUGCACGUAUCCAGUUGCGGGAGGCAACCUCAGAUUCCAAGGCUCUCUUGCUUUCUGAGAUACACACCCUCUCUCUGAUCCGAGCGAAAUCGGAUAUUCCGGUACCACGAGUCUUUGGAUAUGAUAUCUGUCAAGAACGUAUUGGACGUGCAUUCAUGAUUAUGGAGUUUAUUCUGGGGAGCACGGCAAUGAAUGCGUUUUGUGGCCACGAAGUACACGCUGGAGAGAUUCCCCUGCGAUAUAAGGCGAAAUUUCACAACGAUGUCGCUCAUAUACAGGCGACGAUGGCCUCAAUACGAUUUCCCAAGAUCGGUAUGAUCUCUCGGCUUCACGACGGCUCUUACGAUAUCGGUCCAAUACCUGGUUUGGGGGGUCCGUUCGAAAGUGCACAGGAAUAUUUCACGGCGUGGGCGGAAAACGCUCGAUUUCCUACUGGAGAAGAUACAAUUCGUGCCUCGGUACCGCCCGAACUAGCAAAUGAACUUAUCCUAUCCAUUAGACAAUUUCCGAGCCAGUUCAAAAAGGCACUGCGCAGACUUCCGAUAAAUACGGGGCCAUUUCCUCUUCACCACCCCGACUUCUAUCACAGUAACAUCAUCAUAGACGAUACGCAUAACAUCCUCUCGGUCAUAGACUGGGAAGGCGCCGGUACGGUUCCCUGGGAAGUGGUGCAAUUCCCUAUGUUUCUGUACACGGUUCCCCCGCCAAUCGAUCUCCCAUCAAAUUACGACCAUAAUGGUUAUCCGGUUGAUGUGGAGGUACAGAAUCGUUGGAAGGAACGACAGGAAUAUAUCGAAUCUGUCAAAACGGCCGAGACAGAAAAGGCUUUUGAUAACAAACUUUCUAGGAUUCUGGCUUCCCACGAAACCCAAAAUCUUGCCACUUCCAUCAAGCUUUACGAAGAUCCAGGCAAAAUCGGAUAUUACUGCAGGCUGUUGAGAACAACUGAGGGUAGUUGA